GCUUGCCGUAGAAAGCACUUCCGGGUGUAGCCAAGCGUUGCUAUGACAUCGGUCACACUUUGUUUUCCAGAACCGAACCGAACAGAAUUCCUAUCGAGCCAGUUCUGGUCUCGGUUUUCGGCUGCGCCAUGACGAGAAACCCAGCAAACAAAACCGGAAGUCUGUGCGCGGCCAACAGGACCAAACAGCAGCUCCUGCAGGAGCUGGUCUGUCUGAAGGCAGAUCUGGACCGAGAGCGCGAGGAGAAGAACCACUUCCAGCUGGAGCGGGACAGCAUGCUGGUUCUGAAGGGGGUUCUGGAGAAGAAGCUGCAGGAAGCUGAAGUGAAGCUGAGCAGCAUCUGCAAGGAGAGGGAGGAGGCUGAGGAGCGCCACCAGGUGGAGAUCUCGGUCUACAAGCAGAAGCUGAAGCAGGUCCUGUCACGUCAGCAGAGCAGCACCGCCUCCACCUGCAAGCCGGUCCAGAACCAGAACCUGCCGGUCCAGGAGACGCUGGCGUUGAACCACCAGGUGGAGCUGAUGGAGCAGAGCAACCGCUACAGCCGCAAGCUGCGAGACGUGGAGGUCAAGUUUGACCUGAAGAUGAGGACUCUGGUGGAGGAGCAGGAGCGGAGGCGCGCGGCGGCCCUGCGGCAGCUGAAGCAGCAGACGAGGAGCUACGUGGCGUCUCUGAAGGAGGAGCACAGCAGAGCGCUGCGAGGAGAGGAGGAGCUGCGCUCAGUGGCUCAGGAGGAGCUCAGGGAGCUAAAGGAGGAGCUGCAGGAGGCGCAGCAGCUAAACAAGGAGCUGUCAGCUGCUCAGGAGAAGAACCGAGGCCUGGAGGAGGCGCUGGAGGAGGCACGGAAGCGUCUGCAGGAUCUCCGGCGGGCUGAGGAGGAGGCGGCGGACCUCCGGUCUUCGCUGAAGGAGGCGCAGGAGGAGCUAGGGGGUCUGAGGGAGGAGAACAGACUUCUGCUGCGGGGCUUCUGCAAGGUCCAACAGGAGCGGGACGAGCUCCUCAGGAGGCAGGAGCACAGCAUGGCAGACCUGCAGAGGAGGAGCGCGCUGAAGGAGGAGCUGCUGCACAGGAAGCUGCGGGCUCUGAACCGGUUCCUGGAGAGGAAGGAGGCGCAGCUCCUGGUUGCUCUGUCACCUCCUGCUGGCGACCCGGCGGAGAGCGGCACCGGAGAGGAGCUGAAGGAAGACUCUGAAGUCCAAGGACAGCAGGUUCUGGACUGAGGAGGUGGAGUCCUCCUUCAGGAGGUCCUGGAGGGGAGACACCCACCCUACCAGCAGGUUUCAGCGUUUGGCAACUUCCCUAAGGGCGGAGCUCCUGAGGAGGUUCUGAGGUCCUUCAGGACCCCCGUCCAGGUGAGAACUGAAUCAUCUGGUCUCAGAGCUUCUCCUGAGACCAGAACCAGACUCACUGCUGGACCGAGUCUGUCAGAUCCUCCAGUCUCAUGGGGGUGGUCCACAUGAUCCUCCUGAUGAGGGAGGGACUAACUGAGCAUGUGCAGAGAAUGGCUGUGGUGGAGCGGUCCCGACUCAGGUCUGAGUCUGUAACCGUCGGAGACCUGCUGAUGGAUCGACUGUAGUUCUCCGUUUGACCAGCAGGCGGCGCUGCAGUCUGAGGGAACCGCUCAGCCCGCGUUGGAUGUUCAGGUUUACAUUCAGUUUCAAUAAAGUACAGUUUGAACGGAU
Molecule: messenger RNA, 1679 nt
Organism: Oryzias melastigma (Indian medaka)
Lineage: Eukaryota; Metazoa; Chordata; Actinopteri; Beloniformes; Adrianichthyidae
Product: dynein regulatory complex subunit 4
Exons: 9
Coding region: 129-1217 (362 amino acids)
Biological process (GO): flagellated sperm motility
Cellular component (GO): motile cilium; Golgi apparatus; microtubule
Molecular function (GO): small GTPase binding; microtubule binding
Source: RefSeq, a predicted model, not a curated record